GACUACGCAUGUGCUAAACCGGUCGAAUGGCUGCGGUUAAUCUCUGAGCUACAAUAUGAAAUCAAACUCACAGGAGGACCUGUGGUGCGUUUAAUAAUUAAUCUCGUUCUCUCUCGAGACAUUGAGACAUUUGACGAGAUGAAAGACUUACCUGUGUGAAGGUGCAGCGCUUUAAGAGAAAGAGAGCACUUUUACUACAGGGGGCAUGCACUGCUGCGACUGCACGGGAACCUCUCGGCACACAAGAACGGGGCUAUCAGGUUAAGUUUUAGGUUUCGAAAAUUUAGGGGUUUUUUUGCGAUCGGGAUGUUGGGCUCGUUCAGCAGGAGAUUGCGACCCGCGUUGAAACAGGCGCAGGCGCUGUGCGGUGUGCCAUGGAGACACCAGACGCAGAGCCGUGCGUGUGCUGCGCGUCCAGCAACUUUUCAGUCACUUGAAGACUGUCUUGUGGUCGACUACGGAGGGACGCCGAUGCGUUUUAACUACGUGUGGCUGCGGGAUCACUGCCGCUCUGAGGCUUCGUACAACUCCAAGACUAACCAGAGAAACCUGGACACUGGGAGUAUAGAGCUCACUAUCCGCCCCGACAACACGAGUGUGCAAGAUGGCCAUCUGGUCCUCACAUGGCCUGGUGGUCAUGUGUCAAAGUACAGCCUUAGCUGGCUGGCUGAGAAUAGCUACGAAGGACAGCAGCAGAACGCCGUCCAGCCGCGAAUCCUUUGGAAUUCAGACAUCUAUAAAAAUGCCAACGUACCCUCGGCCAAAUGGGACACGUUUAUGAGCUGUGAUGAUGAAGUAAAGAAGUUUCUUCAAAACUAUCUUCUGUACGGGAUCGCUUUUGUAGAUGAUGUCCCAGCUACAGUCGAGGCCACAGAGAAGGUCACCCAGAGGGUCAGUCUUAUCAGGGAGACUACGUAUGGAAGGAUGUGGUGUUUUACUUCAGAUUUUUCCAGAGGAGACACUGCCUACAGCCAGCUGGCCCUGGAUCGACACACUGACACCUCAUACUUUCAGGAACCAUGCGGAAUCCAGGUUUUCCACUGUCUUAAGCACGAGGGGACUGGAGGAAGGACACUACUUGUGGAUGGCUUCUACGCUGCUGAAAAAGUACGCCGGCAGUCUCCUGAAAACUUUGAGCUACUUGCCCGAGUGCCCAUCAGGCACGAAUACAUUGAAAACACAGACAACCACCGAAACCACAUGACCGGCAUCGGCCCCCUGCUCAACAUAUAUCCUUGGAACAACGAAAUGUACCUGAUCCGAUACAACAACUAUGACCGAUCAGUGAUGAACACAAUCCCCCAUGACCUCGUUCAGCAAUGGUAUGUGGCACAUCGAGAGCUGACAACAGAACUAAGGCGGCCAGAGAACGAGCUGUGGGUGAAACUGACUCCAGGGAAAGUGAUCUUCAUAGACAACUGGCGUGUCAUGCAUGGGAGGGAGUCUUUCACCGGCCUGAGGCAGCUCUGUGGGUGCUAUCUGACCAGAGAUGACGUCCUCAGUGCUGCACGCUGCUUCGGUCUGCGGGCCUGAUCCUGGACAUGAAGGUCCCUUCACUUCUGUGCCUUAUCGGUUAGCCUACAGUGCAUUCAGGAAGUGUUGAGCCCCACAUCACAUUUCGUUAUGUUGCAGCCUUAUGUUCACAUCAUUUGAGUUCAUUUUUUCCAUCAUCAGUCUACACUCAGUACCCCAAAAAGGACAAAGCGAUAACUUCUGUAUUUUUCUCCAUUCUCGAUCCUUUCCCUCAAACCUGACCAGUCCCUCCCAGCCUGCUUCACUAUUGGGAUGGUAUUGUGCAUAUGAUGAGCGAUGCCUGGUUUCCUCCACACAUACCGCUUAGAAUUAACGCCAAAAAGUUCAAUCUUGGUCUCAUCAGACCAGAGAAUCUUCUUUCUCAUAGUCUGAGACCCCAUUAUUUUUAUGGGACUUGCACUGAGGAGAGGCUUCCGUCGGGCCACUCUGCCAUAAAGACCAGCUCGGGGAACUUUUGCAGUGAUGGUUGUUCUUCUGGAAGUUUCUCCCAUCUCUAUACAGGAUCUCUGGAGCUCAGCUAGAGUGAUCAUUGGGUUCUUGCUUACUGAGUGUAGAUUGAUGAGCAGGAUUUGAACUAUUUUAGCAUAAGACUGCAAGAUAAUGUGGGAAAGGUGAAGGGGUCUGAAUACUUUCUGUAUGCACGGUAGAGCUUUUAUCAAAUUUGUACUGAAAGUUUUCUUUGUUCUGAACAAUCAAUGUGUCUCACUCCUGGCGCUUGUUGUAUUUUAUUCAUCCUUGUUCAUUAUUUUGUAAUUUAUGUAAUUGAUUAUUCUUUUUGUAUCAGUUUAAAAAUGUUAUCUGAAUGUGAAUGUCUCCUGAAUUACACUUGAGACAAUAAACGUUCUCAAAUGCCUUGA
This is a messenger RNA of Morone saxatilis (striped sea-bass), 2390 nucleotides long. It is a transcript of the gene tmlhe, whose product is annotated as trimethyllysine hydroxylase, epsilon. Gene Ontology annotation, cellular component: mitochondrion. Gene Ontology annotation, molecular function: trimethyllysine dioxygenase activity; iron ion binding. Gene Ontology annotation, biological process: carnitine biosynthetic process. The coding region runs from base 307 to 1533 and encodes 408 amino acids. The transcript has 7 exons. Lineage: Eukaryota; Metazoa; Chordata; Actinopteri; Moronidae. The record is from RefSeq and is a predicted model, not a curated record.